Molecule: messenger RNA, 1659 nt
Organism: Aaosphaeria arxii CBS 175.79
Lineage: Eukaryota; Fungi; Ascomycota; Dothideomycetes; Pleosporales
Exons: 3
Coding region: 1-1659 (552 amino acids)
Source: RefSeq, a predicted model, not a curated record
AUGUGCAGGUACUCCAACUUAGGGCUGCUAUGGUUCGCCCUCCAAGGUUGCGUACUCGGCGCCCCGAGCACGCAUCGGAAGCGCGACAACACCACCGAAGAUUACUCGCGCAACCUAUUGGAAGAGUCAAUGAAUUGGCUUGAUAUGUUCUACGACGAAUCAGCCGGAUACCUCUACAGCCUCGACUCGUCAGCCCUGACACACGAGACACGAGCCAGUGCCUGGUACUCCGCCGGGUUACUCGCAAGAAAUGCCGGCGACGACGCAGAGCAAGCAUCCAAGAUCAUCAGUAACAUCAUCGAGGGCCAAAGAUGGCAGUUCAGCAACGUCAGCGAGCAAUGGUACGGCGAUUACCAGGUCUACCCCGAGGAGCCUACAGUCGGCACAGCCCAGUAUCCCGCGAAGAUCUAUAAUUCCUGGGACCCGAAUUGGCGUGGGUUCGUGGGGACUACGUUUGUGCUUAUUCUUGAAGAGUUCAAGGAUCUCCUGUCGCCCGAACUUGAAGCACUCAUGGUCGAGAGUCUUAAAAAUACGACGAUCGGCGACAGCUACCGUGUCGGAGGCGUGGACGAUGACAAUUUGUACCCGGCAUAUAGCAAUCCGUUCAUCAUGCGUGCUUUCGUUAGUGGUUGGGUCGGUCGUCGUAUAAGCGACGCCAACAUGACGGCAGCGGGCGAGCACGACGCGAAACAGAUCGUGGAGCUCUUCAAUCGCGCGAAUACGUUGUCUGAGUUCAAUUCUGGAACGUAUGCGGGCGUAUCUUUGUACGCGCUUACGUUGUGGGCGAAGUAUAUGCCAGAGUCGUCGAUCAUGGGACAGAACGGUGGUCGUAUGAUCAAAGAGACCUGGAAUAGUCUGGGUAGUCUUUACAAUGCUAACUUGAAGAAUGUGGCUGGUCCCUGGGAUAGAGCUUAUGGUUUCGAUAUGCAGAGGUAUCUCAGCAUCCUCGCACUACAGAUCUGGACUUUGGUAGGAAAGGAAAAUGCUCCUGUCAACUCUAAGCCAUACGUUAUGGGCCACAAAAACGACUUUGCCAUCGGCCCACUCAUCGCAAUCCUAGCACCCUUCCAUAACGAACUGGUCUCGAAUUCGACCGUAUCCUCCCUACUCGACUUCCCCGGCACUCACAACGUCACAACCUCUGCAUUCUCUCCGCCAUACGACACAUACCCCCGCAACAUCUCAACCUGGCUAUCUCCCAACUUCACCAUCGGCGCUGUCACCUUUUCCGAAAAUGUCAUCGGUGGCCCGUCGAUCAACCCCAAGCAGUUCAACCCUGCGGUCGUGCAGUGGGCGAGAAAGGACGGCACUGUGGGAUUCAUCACUCUGUAUGCGCAGGUUCCGGCGCUGGAAGGGAAAGUCGAACCGAAUUCAUUGGAACUCACGUAUCCUAAGGGGAAUAGCAGUAGCACGUUUGUGUUCCUCGUUGGGACUAAUUCCAAGGAUGGAAAGAGGGAUGUUAGUAGCUGGGAUGAUGUUGAGGGCUUGGAAGUUGUGGUUGAUGGAACUGUCGAUCCGGAGUACGAGGUGACUUUCAAUGGGCUUGUAGGUGGUGCGGGAGAUGUGAUCAACGAGUUUGAGUUCUGGAACUUCACCUACUCGAUGCCGCAGAACAGCGAAGAGAAGCCGAGUAUCCGCCUUCAUCUUGAACUCUCUUAA